AUGUUUAGAAAUAAUUACGAUAACGACUCUGUCACGUUCUCGCCUCAGGGUCGAAUAUUUCAAGUCGAAUAUGCAAGUGAAGCAGUCAAGCAAGGGAGCGUCGUCGUAGGAAUAGUUAGCAAGACACAUGCCGUCCUCGUGGCCCUGAAGCGUAAUGCCGAAGAACUCUCCUCAUACCAAAAAAAGGUUAUCGCUAUCGAUGAACAUCUCGGCCUCGCCCUAGCAGGACUCGCAUCUGACGCACGCGUUCUCUCAAAUUUCAUGAAGCAACAGUCCAUAUCUUCCCGCCUAGCAUAUGGUCGUGCAAUCCCUAUCGGUCGUCUUGUUUCCGCCAUUGGUGAUCGUGCCCAGGAGAAUACGCAACACUACGGUAAGCGCCCGUAUGGUGUUGGACUCUUAGUAGCCGGCGUUGACGAGACGGGACCACAUCUUUUUGAGUUUCAACCCAGUGGCAUGACACAUGAAAUGGUUGCAUGUGCCAUCGGCGCUAGAAGUCAAAUGGCCAGGACAUACUUGGAACGUAAUGUGGAAAAAUUUACCGAUUGCAGUAGGGAAGAUCUGGUGAAGCAUGGGUUGCUAGCCCUCAAAGAAAGCUUGGCUCAAGACAAAGAGCUAGCGAUUGAAAAUACAAGUGUUGGAGUUGUAGGCGUAGGAUCUGGCUCAAAGGGGGCUAAGAUAGAGGGCUUCAAACUGUACGACGGAAUCGAAGUAAAGCAGUGGAUUGAUAUGGUGACAGAUGAAAAAGAAGUUACUAGUGCUGUAGAGGGUAUGGAGCUUGACUCGUAA
This is a messenger RNA of Blumeria graminis f. sp. triticale, 786 nucleotides long. The record is from the annotation of a GenBank genome assembly. Lineage: Eukaryota; Fungi; Ascomycota; Leotiomycetes; Helotiales; Erysiphaceae.